CUAUCAUCGAAACGCUAUCCGAAACGAGAAAAAAACGCCUACAGCUCCCCGUGCGCUGCUGAGCCUCUCACUCUCCGUCGUCCGCCGCCUUGGCGCCAAAAUUACUGCAAAAAAAAAAAAAAAAAAAAAAAUGAGCGCCUGCAAAACCCUAUUCCGUACAUCUCUCUCCUCAGUCACCUCCACCCUCCGAACCAAUCGACCCACCGUCUCUCUCCUCCACUCCCCCUCCCUCCGCUUCUCUCCGCUUCCUCCCAACCAAGGGCUCAGGCUUGCUCCGUACAAUGUUCCUUCGCGUCCGUACGCUUCAAUUUCAUCCGAAGCAACCGCCGCAGAUUUCACAGACGAAGCUCACUCCGCGGACUCAACCCUAGAACCGCCGGAGAACCCGACGCAGGACACCGUGGAGGAGCUUCUGAGGAAGAAAAACGACGUCGCGCGCCUGAGGAAAAUGGAACGCCGCCACGAGUCCGCGCACCAAAUCGGCGGUCGGUGGUUCCCGUAUCUCGACAAGUUCAGCUGCGGUGAAGGUGCUUUUCUCAACAGCGGUGAGGUGCUUGAAGCGGUGGAUCCGUACAUAAUGGAUGUCAGGAAGGAGAAGUUUAGGAAAGUGGUGAAGAAUCGGAGCUACGGGGUGUGUCUGGUGGUUGAAGGAUUGGGAGAUUUCGGCAAUGUAUCGGCGGCGUUUCGGUCUGCGGAUGCGCUCGGGUUUCAGUCGGUUCAUGUGGUAUCCUGCGACUCCAAAAGAUAUAGAGACAAUCGCCAUGUCAGUAUGGGAGCCGAGAAAUGGUUGGACAUUGAAAUUUGGAACUCUACUGCUGAGUGCUUUGAAGUUCUGAAAUCGCGAGGGUAUCGAAUUGCCACAACGCAUUUGGGAAUGGACUCGGUGUCGAUAUACGACAUGGAUUGGUCUUGCCCAACUGCGAUUGUAGUCGGAAAUGAAAAUAGGGGAAUAAGUGAUGAGGCCCUGGCUUUGUCAGAUUUGCAUUGCAGUAUUCCGAUGAAAGGCAUGGUCGACUCUUUCAAUGUUUCAGUUGCUGCAGGCCUUCUCAUGCACCAUGCAGUUUGUGAUAGAACAUCUCGCCUGGGUAGCCAUGGGGAUCUGACAUUUGAAGAGAGCCAAAUUCUACUUGCUGAAUUCUCUCUGCGGCAUAGCAAGAGUUCAAUCAGCAUUGCACGUGAGUAUGUAAAGCGGAAGGCAUCUCUGCUCACGUCAAAGAUUUGAGAGACCCUUUUCUGAUUUUUGAUUGCCCGGAUGAUGUUAAACAAACGUGUUCUCCAAAUUUCUUAUGAGAAAGCAAUCACCAAAAGGAGCAGAAGAUAACAAGAAUUCUCUGAAGCCAACCAAGAGGACAAAGUGGCCAUGUCCGAUUGAAAGCAAAGCUUGGUGCGACAUCACAUGCAGUGUAGAGAGGGCAGCAUGAGAGCUUACCUCGGCAACCAAGCAUGUUCGGGCCAAGAAUUGUCAUUUGGUUGUCUAUUCUCCCAAUGAUUCUUUACUUUCUAGCGAUAGGACAGCUUGAAUCAAUGAAAUUAAUUACCUAGUCGUUCUU
Pyrus x bretschneideri (Chinese white pear) is the source of this 1550-nucleotide messenger RNA. RefSeq names its product tRNA (guanosine(18)-2'-O)-methyltransferase. The record is from RefSeq and is a predicted model, not a curated record. Gene Ontology annotation, molecular function: RNA binding. Lineage: Eukaryota; Viridiplantae; Streptophyta; Magnoliopsida; Rosales; Rosaceae. The coding region runs from base 131 to 1222 and encodes 363 amino acids. Gene Ontology annotation, biological process: tRNA guanine ribose methylation. The transcript has 6 exons.